Molecule: messenger RNA, 5293 nt
Organism: Dunckerocampus dactyliophorus (ringed pipefish)
Lineage: Eukaryota; Metazoa; Chordata; Actinopteri; Syngnathiformes; Syngnathidae
Gene: mrc1b
Product: mannose receptor, C type 1b
Exons: 31
Coding region: 97-4389 (1430 amino acids)
Source: RefSeq, a predicted model, not a curated record
CGCAAAAAAAAAAAGAAGAAGAAAGGGUCAGUUCUGUUAAGAAGUCCUCCUUUUCAUGUUCAUGCUCAUAAGUCCGACGCUUGCAACGCACGGGCGAUGUCUGCCGCUCUGAGACUUAUCGGGAGAAUGUCAUCCACAUGGAUAACGCUGGCGGCGUUUGGGCUCCUCUCACUCAUAUGUUUGUGCUCGUCAUCUGAUGAUUCUUCAUUCUCACUUGUCAACAAAGCCACGGGCAGCUGUCUACUGAAAAAGUCGUCUCGCUGCUUCGACGUGCGCUGGACGACCGGCGACCGCAUUUUCGCCACCUCCACCAAGAAGUGCCUGGGGGCGCAGGGAAAGAGCGUGGGCAGCGAAGUCAACCUGUAUGACUGCGAUGACAGGAGCGACCUCCAGAAGUGGGAAUGCAGGAACGGUACGCUGCUGGUGCUGAAAGGACAGCAGCUUUACAUCGAGCUAACGUCGGACGGAGGGAUCAGGCUCUCCAAAAAUACUGGGCCCAAUAACCACUUCACCAUCAUGGGGACGGCCAAUGGCGCGUGCUCUAGAACACACAGAGUUUAUUACACCAUUGACGGAAAUGCAUACGGAAAGCCGUGCAUGUUUCCCUUCCUGUAUAAAGAUCGGUGGUAUGGAGAUUGUACUACCUUUGACUCCUCCAUAAAGCGUCUGUGGUGUGCCAUUGGGACCAAAUACGAACAUGAGCAGUGGGGAUACUGCCCCACUUCAUCUACGGAACACUGGCAGAAGAACCACAUGACAGGAGCGUAUUACCAGGUCAAUGCUCAGUCGGUGCUUAGUUGGCCGCAGGCUGACGAGAGCUGCAAGCAGCAGGGUGCCAAUCUUGUCAGCGUCACUGAUACCAACGAGCAGGCUUUCAUCUCGGCACUAUUAGGAAAUGGGAAAAAUAGGUUUUGGAUCGGGCUGGUCCUCAAUCCCGAGCACGGCUGGCAGUGGUCAGACGGGAUGCCAAUGCGAUACCUGAGAUGGAGUAGUGGAUUUCCGCUUCCUAAUCCAGGCCACAACUGCGCACUUUUGGACUCGGCCGGGCAGCACAAAUGGCAAACGUUAUCCUGUUCAAAGAAAAUCGGCUACAUCUGCUACAAAGCUGGAGCCCCACCUGUCCCUCCGCAGGUGGAGCAAGGGUUCUGUUCAAGCCCGUGGAUUCCCUACAACGGCCACUGCUUCCACCUCCUCCGAACCCCACAGACGUGGACGGACGCUCAGAAGGAUUGCCGCAAAGAGGAGGGUGAGCUUGUGAGCUUGCGCAACGUGGAGGACUACAGUUUUGUCAUCUCUCAACUUGGAUAUGCCUCCACCGAUGAGCUUUGGAUCGGCCUGAACGACAGGCGGACAGAGGGCCUGUUUGAGUGGAGUGACCUCACUCCCGUCACAUUCACCAGCUGGGAGUAUGGAGAACCCACUAUCUCCACAGAUGACGAGGACUGUGUUCUCAUGAGGGGCGAGAAUGGCAACUGGGCAGAUCGCUCCUGUGAUGAAAAACACGGCUUUGUCUGCAUGAAGCAAAGCAGCGCAGAGCACACGAAAGAUGAAAUUCAUUUGGAUAUUGGCUGCAAAGCUGGGUGGAAAAGACAUGGCUCCUACUGUUACUUUGUGGGGACGGAGACCAAAACAUUUGAUGAGGCCAAAGACGGCUGCAAGACAUCAGACUCCUACUUGGCUGAUGUGUCUAAUGGGGUGGACAACGCAUUCUUGGUCAGCUUAGUGGGAGCGAGACCUGAGAAGUACUUCUGGCUGGGCCUCUCAAAUCAGAAGAACUCUCAUGAGUUUGUGUGGACCAACGACAAUGCAGUCAGAUUUACACACUGGAACAAUGAAAUGCCUGGUAGUACACAAGGCUGUGUUGCCAUGACAACCGGUAUUUUGGCCGGGCUGUGGGAUCUUCUGCCCUGCACCAACAAGGAGAAAUACAUCUGCAAGCAUCUGGCUGAAGGGGCUGUGUUAACGCCUUCACCGCCUACUGUUAGCCCCCCACAGUGUGCGGAAGGUUGGAUCCGAGUGGGAACAAGAAACAUCUGCUCCAAGUUCUUCACAGGGCCCCGUGACUUUGAGAAGACUUGGUAUGAGGCCCGAGAUUACUGCAUGGCCAUUGGAGGAGAUCUUCUCAGCAUCCACAGUAGCUCUGAGCUCUUUGUCGGACGCUAUGGAAAGGCCUGGAUUGGACUUCAUAUUGCUGACCCAAGUGCUGGCUAUGUGUGGAGUGAUGGAACCUCAGUAAACUUCCAACACUGGCAGGAAGGAGAGCCAAACAAUUUUCAGAAUUCAGAAUCCUGCACUGAGUUCCGGAUAUAUCGAGCCGAUGACAGCGGGUCCUGGAAUGACGUUCACUGUGAGAGCUACAACGACUGGCUUUGCCAGAUCCGUGCAGGAGUCACUCCAAAGCCACCUCCAAAUGAUACUGCAGUAGAGUUUAACCAGACGUCAGAUGGUUGGUUGGAGUGGAGAGGGAGUCAGUACUACAUAAACAGAGUCUCCAUGGCCAUGGAAGACGCUCGCCAUUACUGCCAGCAGAGACACGGAGAUUUGGUGUCCAUCAGCAGUGAAGCCGAAAGCAUCUUUUUAUGGAAACAGGUGUCCAGAAGCUAUGGGGUGUACUACAUUGGUUUGUCAGUGGACCUUGAUGGCUCGUUUUGGUGGAUGGAUGGUACUUCAGUGGGAUAUCAAAGAUGGGAUGAAAACCAACCCGACCGAAAUUCCUACGAUCAGACGUGUGUCUCCAUGUCCUACUUUAUGGGCUUGUGGCGCGGUUCCAACUGCGGCGAAGAGCACCAGUCUAUUUGUAAGCGUGGAACGUUGGUACCCGUCAACACCACUGCCCCCCCGACAGUUCCUCCCAAAGGGGGCUGCCCGAUCAAAUGGACCAAAUUUGACUCCAGGUGUUACAGCAUCAAUAGCAACCGGAAGACCACCUGGGAAGAAGCAAGCAAACAGUGCAUCACCAUGGGAGGGAAUCUCGUCUCGAUACCCACCAGGCGUGUACAAGCAUUCCUGACCACCAAAAUGGCCGAGGUGGCUGCAGACCUGUGGAUCGGCUUGAAUAGUUUGAAUCAAGAUGCGUUUUUUUGGAGCGAUGGGAAACCAAGGCACUACACCAACUGGGUCUAUUCUGUACACAAACGUCGGCCAGGGAGUUUUUAUCAAAGAUGGAAUGAGGAAAGUUGUGUUAUAAUGACCAACAAUCCCACUCUUGGAAUUGGAAAAUGGAUGAUCAAGUCUUGCAAUGACAGCAAUGGCUUUAUCUGUACCAGGAGUCUCGACACAGGAAUCCCGUCCCAGUCGGAACCGGCGGUUCCCAACAUCUAUGUGACACUGGGAAAUGACAGCAUCAAGGCUGUGACUCAGCUUCUCACUUGGGACGAGGCCAAGAAGCACUGUGAAGGCGAUAAAGCCAAACUGGCGAGCCUGAGGAAUGAGUGGACGCAGGCCUACGUGGAACUUUUGGCCUUAAAUCUCAAAAGCCCUCUUUGGAUCGGACUGAACAAAAAGGAGACUGGGGGUUAUUUUAGGUACAUCGACGGCUGGCACAUGCCUUUUGCCAGCUGGGCAGAAGGGGAACCGAGUCAGGACCGACCUUGUGUGUACCUGGACUUGAAUGGACAGUUUAAAACAGCCUUCUGCAAUCAGACUAUGAACAGCGUUUGCUUGCAGUCAACAGAUGUGCCGCCAACACAGUCUUCCAGCUACCCUGGAGUUUGCCCCGAAGAGGCAAUAGUGGAUUACCACCAGACUUACACUUGGCUGCCGUUUAAGGGUCACUGUUAUUUGUUUGCCACCGACGAAAUCGAAUGGGCGGACGCGGCCACAAGCUGUGUGAGACAUGGUGGACUUUUGGCCAGCAUUGAAGACCCGGAGGAGCAAGCGUUCAUUCAAAGCAACAUCGAAGUAUUUCAGGACAGCCACAGCUCAUUCUGGAUCGGCUUGUACAAAACCCACAAAGGCACGUGGAUGUGGUUGGAUAAAACCACAGUAGACUACACUAACUGGUCUCCGGAAGAGACAGAAAAAGACUACGGAGAGAUCAGAACCUCGGAUGGGACGUGGGUGUCUGGCCUCAGGUGGCACGAUCGAGCGUACAUCUGUGAAACACCCAAAGUGAUGCCCAAAGAAUCCGACCCAGAAUCUCAGCCACAAGGAGGGGGAAAUUCCAGCUCUCGUGCACACACCAGCUUGAUCGUGGUGCUGGUCAUCACCCUCACGUCCUCUCUGAUUGUCCUCGCCUUCUUCCUCUACAAGAAGUCCCCGCGGUCCCUUCCCACCUUUGACAACCCGCUCUACUUCGGGCGGGAGCGAACGCAGCCCGAUGUGGUGGACACCAAUAAACUAAUAGAGAAGGCGGAGGAGGAUACCCCGGAACCCAUUAUUGCUCUGUGAUCCAGAGGGUGGCAGAGUCCCAGUGGGACGUGCAUCUCAGGCAAACGUAUCACACCCUCCAUGUCUUUGUUUUCUGCUGUAUAUGUGAUAUUGUCACUUAUUUAAGAAUAAGCGCCUGUUUCCGUGUAGUCGUCCGCGUCCGACCUUGUGGAACUGAACUAUUUACGACGUCUCACUGGAACCCAUUUGGACAAGAUUGUCAUGUAUGUGGAUGUAAAUAAUGAACACCAUGCCAGCGCCAUGCCAUUCAUUGCUUGUGUACACGGUUUGCAAUAAAACUCUACCAGGGAAUUUUUUGGGGGGUUGAUGUCCAGUGUUGGGCCAAUUAACUAUAGUUACAUCUUACUUUUCCGUUAAAAGUCAUUGAAAAAGUAACAGAAUAACUCUUUCAUACAUGUCAACUAGAGGUGCCACACGAGAUUAAAGCAUGACAAGAUUUCUCGUUCAGAAAAAAAACACACCCAUCCAUCCAUCCAUCCAUCCAUCCAUCCAUCCAUCCAUCCAUCCAUCCAUCCAUCCAUCUUCUACGCCGCUUAUGUAAUUUUGCCAGCCUCGCUAUAUGGACAUGUGCAUGCGUGUCUGUUUUCUUCAUCACUCGCCUCCAAACAAGCAGGAAGAGGAUUCACUCUUGUGUGUUGGUUUCAGCAUUUCUUUGCCUCGGUGGGUGGAGGCGAGGCCGCUAGCAUACAUAUACAGUGCACAAGAGUGUAGCCUCGUGAGGAGCAAUGCAAAGUAACGUAAUAGAAAUUAAAUUAGUAGACUGCAAUAUAUUGUCAUAUAUUUAUUAUAUUUUUUCAUUGUAAUUAAAGUUACAAUGUUACAUUAGCAGUGUUAAAAUCUUGUCUCGUCUCGUUCUCGUAGACCCAAUCGUGUUUUUUUCAUUGCCAAAUAAAACUCACCAAAC